AUGGUCCGGACGAAGGACGGGGAUGGGGGCAUAAAAAGUUGCUCUAUCGUUUCCGAAGUGCAAAAACGGCCUUGUCUAUUCGACACGAAUCACUCGAAUUAUGGGGAUAGAGCUGAAAAAUUGCGGUGCUGGGAGGAAGUUUGCGAUACUGUCGUGCCGGGUUGGUCUACGCUGCCGGAGAUUGAGAAGCUAGCGGCCGGUAAAGAAGUGCAAAAAAGAUGGCGAUCGAUCCGCGAUUCAUAUACGAAAGCGUAUCGACAGGGCAAAUGCCCUCCGCCGGAACAAUGUGCGCCCGGAAGCCGACGUUUCCAAUACCAUAGACAAAUGUCAUUCCUACUACGAGCUUUACAGAACAAAAAACCAAGAUAUUCCCAAGAUAAAUACGAGUCGUUCUCGGAAAUAUCAAAUUCGCCCCAACAUCCGGCACCAGAAGAUAUUCGCAUCAAAACAGAAAUAGACAAACCUCUCGAUCUGAAAACCAAACCAGACGUACCAGAAACACAGGACAAGUGCAACCAGACUGUGCUAGACAAUGACAGAAAGCAGGAAAUGAAAAAUGAUGGGAACAACAUCCUCCCAGAGGAUCAUUUCAAUGAUGAUAAGAUGUUUAUGAACUCUUUGUUGCCAUUAUUUAAAAAAAUGGACGACGACACGAGGCUCUUAUGCAGAAUAGAGGUAUUGAAGAUUAUAAGAUUCGCGUUGCAGGGCAAUAAGUGCCUGGAAGCGUUAAAGAUGGCGGAAGAUAGCUUUUUCAAAAAUGGAAUGCUGAAGGAAGAGGGUAACAAGAUGGAGUCAACACUGUCUAUGACUACCAGGUCGGCGGAUGGAAGCCGGCCUGUACGAAAACGGAGGUUAAGAUCUCCGUCACCGUUACCUGUUCCGCCGAAACGGAGGGGACCAGGUCGUCCCAGGAAGAUCCGACCUCCGCCAUCAGAUUCAGAUGAAGAUCGUCCAAAGAAGCACAAAUCGUUUCCUAAACUGAAAGUGUCCCCCAUUGAAGUAAACCUACAUCCAGAUGAAGAUUCCCUAAGUAAAGCCACAAGUGUCGCGCAACUGUCCACUCCGCUGUUUAUGAAGAUGUAUAAUUUGGAACGAUCAAAGCCAGAGACCGACAUGCAAGUAUCUGUUAAAACGGAACCGUCUGAAAGUAUGGAACCAAAUUUUUACAUUUAG
Molecule: messenger RNA, 1173 nt
Organism: Pieris macdunnoughi
Lineage: Eukaryota; Metazoa; Arthropoda; Insecta; Lepidoptera; Pieridae
Source: the annotation of a GenBank genome assembly